UUGCAGCUGUCUCAAAAUGGCUGCUAACCUAGUCUUUGUAGCUGCUUAGGCAGCAACUAUGCCAGUGUGGAGACUUGUCACAUGCAUCAAGACCAGAGAUUCAAAAUGGAUAGUAUAGAAGAACCUCAGAAAAAAGUCUUUAAGGCUCGAAAAACAAUGAGGGUGAGCGAUCGUCAACAACUUGAAGCAGUGUACAAGGUCAAAGAAGAACUGUUGAAAACUGAUGUCAAGCUGUUAAAUGGCAACCAUGAAAAUGGGGAUUUGGACCCAACCUCACCUUUGGAAAAUAUGGAUUAUAUUAAUGACAAGGAUGAGGUGAAUGGCAUUGAAGAACUUUGUUUUGACCCUGAAAAAAAAUCAGAAUGGAAGGAAACACCUUGUACCUUAAAUGUUAAUGUAAAAAACAAACCAGAUGAUGAUUUAACAUGUGCACCUUUGUCUCCUAAUAAUAUAACUUCUGAACUAGUCUCUAAACUGACUGCUGCACCAACUUCUGGUGAUCCAGCCUCUGGUGAUCUGGCAACUGGAGAUACAGCCUCUGGAGAUUUGACCUCUGGAGAUCUGGCUUCUGAAAUAUUAACCUCUAGUGAUUCCACCGCUUGUGAUCCCACCUCUGGUGAUCCCACCUCUCCUGAGCCUGCCUCUGCUGAUCCCACCUCUUGUGAUUCCACCUUUGGUGAUCCCACCUCUGAUAAUCCAGUCUCUGGUGAUCCUGUCUCUGGUGAGUCGAUCUCUGGUGAACCAGUCUCUGGUGAGUCAGCCUCUGGUGAUCCAGCCUCUGGUGAUCCAGUCUCCAGUGAACCGAUGUCUGGUGAACCAGUCUCUGAUGAACUGGUCUCUAGUGAACCAGUUGAUGGUGAACCAGUCUCCAGUGAAACAAUCUCUAGUGAUCUGGCCUCUGACGACUUAGCCUCUGGAAUAGUGGCCUCUGAUGAUCCAGCCUCUGGUGAGCUGGCUUCUGGUGAGCUGACCUCUGGUGAUUUGGCCUCUGGUGAUCCAGUUGCUGAUGAAACAACUUCUGAUAAACCAACUUCUGAUAAACCAACUUCUGAAUCAGCCUUUGAUCCUAUGUUUGAACCAACUUCUCUACUACUUUGUGAACCAGUUCCUGAAACUGACAUUACAGAACCUACUAGCAAUAAAGGUGAUGAUUUUCUUGAGAAAAAUGGAGAUGAUGAAAAGUUAGACCACAUUUUCUCAUUUGAUGAGCAGAAUAAAGCUGAUAGUAAUAUUGAUGCUGAUAAAGAAACUCUAGAAACAGAUGAUAGAAUUAUUUGUUCAGAUCUACCUCCCAAAAAUGAAAAGAAGGUAGAAGAAGAUGCUAUCACAGAACCUACUCUUGGAGAGGAGGCUAUAUCUAGCAGUAUGGAAAUUGACCAAAGUAAAAAGAAUGAAGAUGAAAAUUCUACAGACCUUGCAGAAACCAUUAGUGAAAAUGUUUUAAAAGAUGACAAAAAUGAGAAUAUCUUAGAAAAUACAGAUUCUAUGGAGACAGAUGAAAUUAUUCCUAUUUUGGAAAAGCUUGCACCUGCUGAAGAUGAACUUAGUUGCUUCUCUAAAACUUGUCUCCUUCCAAUUGACGAAACAAAUCCAGAUAUGGAAGAGAAGAUGGAAGGUUCUUUUGGUUCACCAUCUAAACAAGAAAGUAGUGAGAGUUUGCCAAAGGAAGCCUUUUUGGUUCUCUCUGAUGAAGAGGAUAUUUCAGGUGAAAAAGAUGAGCCUGAAGUUAUAUCACAAAAUGAGACAUGCUCUCCAGAAGUAGAAAGUAAUGAAAAGGACCGCAAACCUGAGGAAGAAGAGCAAGUGACACAUGAAGAUGAAAGACCUUCUGAGAAAAUUGAAUUUUCUAGAAGAAAACGUUCUAAAUCAGAGGACAUGGACAAUGUACAGUCCAAACGCCGUCGAUAUAUGGAAGAAGAAUAUGAAGCAGAAUUUCAAGUAAAGAUUACAGCCAAAGGAGAUAUUAACCAGAAGCUACAAAAGGUUGUACAGUGGUUGUUGGAAGAAAAAUUGUGUGCACUACAGUGUGCUGUAUUUGAUAAGACUUUGGCAGAACUGAAAACACGAGUGGAAAAGAUCGAAUGUAACAAGAGGCACAAAACAGUUCUUACUGAACUACAGGCCAAGAUAGCCAGGUUAACCAAACGCUUUGGAGCAGCCAAAGAAGAUCUUAAGAAAAGACAAGAAAAUCCAUCAAACCCACCUGUACCUGUAUCACCAGGAAAGUCUGUAGUUGAUGUCAACAGCAGUAACAAUGUGCCCUACAGAAAUGCUGGCACAGUGAGACAGUUGCUGGAAUUCAAAAGAAAUGUAAGUGAGAGUGCACCGCCAUCCUUUCAGACCUCUGUGAAUACAGUAUCUUCAACCAGUCUUGUCACUCCUCAAACAGUUGUCAGUAGUCAACCUAAAUUGCAGACUCCAGUGACUUCGGGUUCUCUGACAGCAACGUCAAUUCUUCCUGCACCCAACACAGCCACUGUAGUUGCUACUACCCAGGUGCCUACUGGAAAUCCCCAACCUACAAUCUCUUUACAACCUUUACCAGUGAUUUUGCAUGUACCUGUUGCAGUAUCAUCCCAGCCUCAGCUCCUACAGAGCCAUCCAGGGACUUUAGUGACCAACCAACCAUCUGGCAACGUUGAAUUCAUUUCUGUACAAAGCCCACCUGCAGUGAGUGGUCUUACCAAAAAUCCAGUAUCCUUGCCAUCCUUGCCAAACCCCACUAAACCAAACAACGCUCCUUCUGUGCCCAGUUCUAGUAUUCAAAGGAACUCUCCUGCCAGUGCUGCACCAUUAGGAACAACACUUGCUGUACAGGCUGUUCCAACAGCACACUCUAUUGUACAAGCCACGAGGACUUCUUUACCCACAGUAGGCCCAUCCGGACUCUAUAGUCCAUCAAAUAAUCGUGGUCCUAUACAGAUGAAAAUUCCGAUUUCUGCUUUUAGUACUUCAUCUCCCUCAGAACAGAACAGCACUACUACCCCAAGAAUUGAAAACCAGACAAACAAAACAGUAGAUACUUCUGUUAAUAAGAAAGCAGCUGAUAGCACAUCACAGAGUGGAAAAGCCACAGGUGGUGAUUCUGGUGGUGUCAUUGAUCUCACAAUGGAUGAUGAAGAAAAUGGAGCUUCACAAGACCCUAAAAAGCUAAAUCACACUCCUGUGUCAACCAUGGGUUCUUCUCAGCCUGUGUUUCGACCAUUGCAACCCAUCCAACCAGCACCUCCUCUUCAACCGUCUGGGGUGCCAACAAGUGGACCAUCUCAGACAACAAUACACUUACUACCUACAGCUCCAACCACCGUGAAUGUAACACAUCGUCCAGUAACUCAGGUGACCACAAGACUUCCUGUACCAAGAGCUCCUGCAAACCACCAAGUGGUUUAUACCACUCUCCCAGCACCACCAGCUCAGGCUCCCCUGCGAGGAACUGUUAUGCAGGCUCCUGCUGUGCGGCAGGUCAAUCCCCAAAAUAGUGUCACAGUUCGAGUGCCUCAAGCAACUACAUAUGUUGUAAACAAUGGGCUAACCCUGGGGUCAACAGGACCUCAGCUCACAGUGCAUCACCGACCACCACAAGUGCAUACUGAGCCCCCACGCCCUGUGCAUCCAGCACCCUUACCAGAAGCCCCACAACCACAGCGUCUGCCCCCAGAAGCUGCCAGCACAUCUCUGCCUCAGAAGCCACACUUGAAGUUAGCAAGAGUUCAAAGUCAAAAUGGCAUUGUACUAUCAUGGAGUGUCCUGGAGGUGGAUCGAAGUUGUGCCACUGUUGACAGCUACCAUCUCUAUGCUUACCAUGAGGAACCCAGUGCCACUGUGCCCUCACAAUGGAAAAAGAUUGGAGAGGUUAAGGCACUUCCUUUGCCCAUGGCAUGCACUCUCACCCAGUUUGUAUCUGGCAGCAAAUACUACUUUGCAGUACGAGCCAAGGAUAUUUAUGGACGUUUUGGACCCUUCUGUGAUCCUCAGUCAACGGAUGUGAUCUCUUCUUCCCAGAGCAGUUAAACCUUGGAGCCUUUAUCUCUUCCUCUUUGAAAAGUUCCACUUUUUGGUCAUGUUUUAAUCUUGUGCAUGAUACCCAUUGUAAAAUCCACAUUGUGCAAGAUUUCUUGGACAGAUGUGUAUAUACACUACAUUUGUUUAUAAUCAGAGUAAAAUAAACUCAGCCCAUAAAGCAAGAAUCUUUUCCUGGACAAUUCAAGCGUCAAGGUUUUGAAAUGUAAAUGUGCACCUUUCUUUAGUUUUGAGCCUGGGGAAUAUGUGUGGGUAUUUGUGUGGGUUUUUCCCCCCCCUAUUUAUAUGUUUAUUGCAGUGGAAUCUCCGUUUUCAUUCUCAUAUUUACUUCUCUUCCAGUAUAAAGUAAGUAGAUCAAAGGAACUGAGGUUCGUAACUGGCAUGAUUCUGCUUCUAAGGGAUCUGUAGGUUCAUAGUUAAAUAAUUUAAACAGAAUCAAAACAACUCAAAGAAAGAAAUAAAAGCAAAAUGGCUAAAUUGUUCUAAAAUAGGUUAAUUUGAAUACAAGAAAGGAUCUGCUCAUCUUUUUCUUUUGUUUCUUCUGGAUUGUUAAUCAGGUGAAAAAAAUCUGCAACAGCCUCUCCCUUUCCUAACCUGGCUUUUACAUUUAUUUUGUGCCUUAAAGAGUAACUGCAAAAAUAAACACGACCAUUUGUCCAUUGUUGUUUACUCUUCCCUUUCAGCCUUUCACCCUUCAUCUUUCCCUCAUCUCCACAAAAUGUAGCACACUCCCCUCAAGUAAAUUUUAAACCAAGGCUUUUUAUAUAUUGUCAGUGGCAUUAUUAUAUUUAACUCCAAAAAAUUGACUUGCUAUUUUCUUCUAAGAACAAAUGCUUUUAUUUUUGGUCACUGUUUAAAUUACCUCUGUGUAAAGUGGACCAAGAAAAGACAACUAAGAAAAAUUUCCUUCAAGCAUUUUAGUAUCUGUGUUCGCAGUGUUAGAAAUUAUGAAAGCAAUUCUAGUUCACUUUAUCACCCAAAGCAUAGUAUUCCUUCAAAGGAAGUAAAUAGUAAAAUUCACAAAAAACAGUAAGCUAAAAUAGAAAAGGGAAAACUCUAUCAUCUCUUUAUUCUCAUAUCAGUCUUUCUGUUUUAAUCUUUAACUUUGUUUUGAUGAUGCCAAGUUUUGUCUGAUUUACUGUCUGUCAGCUUUGGAUAGAAUUUAACGUAUGUCCUCUGGGGUGGUUUUAUAUAACAAUUAGAUGUAACUUACUGUGCAUCUUUGUUCCUCUUCAAAGUUAAUCAAAUUCUGCUUACGUCAUGCAUCUUCAGUAUGAAUGCCAGCUCCACUGGUUAUCAGGAAGGUGUUUGAGCAUAGGUAGGAAAGGACUGCUGGGGUAAGUUUGGGGAUGAAAGUGUGGCUGAGAAUGUUUUGAAAGGAAUUCAUGGAGUUUGUGAAAUAAUUUAUCAAGUCAUCUUCCCUUAACCAUAUUGGAAUUCCUUUUACUGCCUUUUCAACUUAUUCGUAAUUUUUUUCCAGAAUUAUAGGAGGGAGCUGUCCCUUCUAUUAAUGCUGCUUUGUUUGCAACCCUGGUUGGUUUGUUAUCAGAAGCAUUUUAGUUGUAAAGUCCUUGGAGACUUUGACCAGUCAGUGAACUGUCAUGUUAGUUGUGAAGUUUAACUGAUGCUGAAGAAAGCCUACAGAUUGCCAAACUGUAAAUGCUCCAAAACCUUCCUUUCACUUUCAGAAAAUGAGGCCACAAUGAGAGUUUUCAUGAAUCAAAUUUGCCAAGCAACUAUGUAGAUGUUACUCAUUCUAGGACUAAUAACGAUGGUAAAGAAGUUGCCGGUGUCAUGCCAAUGAAAAUUUCAAAAAGGGAUAUCUUCUAGGUGUACCUGAGCACCUCUCUAUAUUUGCAUGUAUGUAUGUUUUUACCUGCAAUGGUUGCAAUGUUGAUUAUGUGUUCAGGAUCAUUCCUCUACAGAACAGAAAGCCCAUGUUCAAAAUUGUUCUUUAUUGGCUUAUUUUAUGGUCACAUAAUAAUAAUUUGCUUACCUAGCCUAGAAAAGGUUACCUUGGUGAAUGUUUUUAUUUAUACUCACUAAUCCUUUUAUUUUUUAUUUUUUGAAGUUUUCAUAGCAUUAUAUAAUCAGGUGAAAAAAGCCCAGUAGAAUGAAAAUAUUUCAUUAUUUUAGCCUACUUUGUGUUUGUCAAAAAAUAGUCAAAUAGUAACCCUAAAAAUAGAUGUAGUACAGUAAAAUAAAACUUAUUAUUCCAGAUGGUGAAAGAUACAAAUUAUUUGAGGAAAAAGCAUAUUUUAAGAUGAUCUCCUCCAAUUAGCCUGCCAUGAGACCUGUGGGCAACAGCUAUAUUGGAUUUACUGAAAGGUGCUAGGCUAGAAUUCUAGACUUUUAUUUUGGGCAAGAUUUAAAGAUGAGCACUUUUUGUUUGUUUUUGGGGGGAGAGAAUGGAGGACUCAUCUAGGAAUAACUACUGAUUACAGACUUUUUAGCAAUUCACACCCCCACAUGGUACCUUUUCACAAAGUAUUACAAAUAAGCUUGAUUAUCCCAUUUUGGGAGUGCAAGUUUGGUACAUUUUUACCCUGACAAUACUUGUUAAGUAUUGCCUUGAAAAUCCUGGAAACUUUUGUUAUUUCAACCUGAAAUAUAGGAUGUGUAUAUGGCAUUUAAAGGUAAUGGGGAUGUUACUCUCUACUUUGCACUUUGCCAGAGUAAUUUUCACCCUGUUUUAAGUGUGAGUAAGCAUUUUUUCAAAAUUAUGUUAUUGCAAAUAAAUUUGUAAAUUACAUACAAAAACAACAUCUUUUAACAGUUAACUUGAUGAGGCAACUAUCCCUUUCUCUGGAACUCACUUUUUAAAAUCUGCAGAAUACAUUCUCCGUUUAACACAGUAGGAAUUAAUGAGAGAAGUGAAGAGUAGAACUUUCUUCCUUGAAAAGUAUUUAUUGGGAUACCAAUUGCCCCCCCCCCACCGUCCCCACCCCAACCGAUGGAUAAUAAAUGAAAGGUUUAAUUGAAAAAGAGCAAAGAGCUCAAAAUUUUAGGUACAGCUCCGCAGAACUCAUGAGGCAGGCUGCACCAUACAGGUCUCUUACUGUUUCGCUUAAGUGUUAACUUAGUUUUUGUCGUUUGCUCUUUUGCUUACAUUUUCUAAAUUAUCAUUUCUGUAGCGAGGUAUUAGUACUGCAUGAUAUGCAUUUAUCGUGUUUCACGAAUUUCCCAGUACUGUACAAGAUUAACAAAACAUUGCCUGUGCUUUCCUCCCCUCUUGCUUUUAUACCCCUGAUUUUAGCACAGUGGAGCACUGCAAAGACCUUCCAUAUGUUCUCGCAGACUUACUUUCUUGGGUUGUUUAGUAUCCUAUGAUUCGUUCAUUAUUUUCAUUUUAUCAUUGACCGAUCAUUGGCCCGUUUUAUUCUAACUUCUGGAAAAACCAUGUACCCGUAUUAGAUUAUUGCAAAUAACUAUCUAAAACCUAUGUAUGAGUCUGCCUUCCUUACUGGGCAAAUGAUGCCCUUUCCCCUACCUUUUUUUUUUUUUUUUUUACAUUUUGGGACAAAAAACAAUUUUUAUGAGGUGUUUUGUUAGUGUGAGAGAUUUGUGUAAUUCCUAAAAUACAUCCCCUUUGAGCCAGCCAUUGGGGAGGAAUAGGACAAUACAAAGUUUUAUCAUGUUAAAGUUUUUUUUUUAAUUCAUAGACAGCUAAAUAUCCAUCAUUUAUAUUUAAAUGGUGUCUUGUUUUGUUUGUUUUUUGUAAAUAAGGUAACUGGGCAAUCAAAUUUACCUUUUGGGGAUCCGGGCUUUGGUAUUUCAUCAGCCAUUUUAAAACUAAAUAUAAAAAUAAAUCCUUUGUAGGAAACUUGCAUUCUGAUUUUUCUUUAUUGUAGUUGAAAGUGUAAAUAAUAAGACAAUGUAAGACCUUCCUAAUGUCUAAUACAAACUGGGCUAUAGCAAGUUGCCCUAUUUUUAUUAGGUUUUAAAAGUUUUUUUUUUUUCUUUUCUAAAUGUACAGUAGACUGGUGUCUGUAUAAGUGUUAACUGUAGUGGGAUUUUGUCCAGCAAGCCUGAAAUUUAUACUUUGAAAUAAACUACUGGGUUUUUAA
Messenger RNA from Pteropus alecto (black flying fox), 8087 nucleotides. It is a transcript of the gene ATF7IP, whose product is annotated as activating transcription factor 7 interacting protein. Gene Ontology annotation, biological process: regulation of DNA-templated transcription. Bases 82 to 4011 code for a protein of 1309 amino acids. NCBI's taxonomy places the organism in Eukaryota, Metazoa, Chordata, Mammalia, Chiroptera, Pteropodidae. The transcript has 15 exons. Gene Ontology annotation, cellular component: transcription regulator complex; nucleus. The record is from RefSeq and is a predicted model, not a curated record. Gene Ontology annotation, molecular function: protein binding; transcription coregulator activity.